Molecule: messenger RNA, 3052 nt
Organism: Phycodurus eques (leafy seadragon)
Lineage: Eukaryota; Metazoa; Chordata; Actinopteri; Syngnathiformes; Syngnathidae
Gene: smad3b
Product: SMAD family member 3b
Exons: 9
Coding region: 243-1517 (424 amino acids)
Biological process (GO): anatomical structure morphogenesis; SMAD protein signal transduction; regulation of transcription by RNA polymerase II
Cellular component (GO): heteromeric SMAD protein complex
Molecular function (GO): I-SMAD binding; DNA-binding transcription factor activity, RNA polymerase II-specific; RNA polymerase II cis-regulatory region sequence-specific DNA binding
Source: RefSeq, a predicted model, not a curated record
GGCGGAUGUUCUGCUAAAGUCUGACCGACACUCAGUCAACUUGAGCGGACGUCAGCGUGAGGCUCGUGAGCCCCUCUCGGUCGGCUACCCAGCCUACCGGCCAUUCGUGUGCCUAGGAAGUCCAGUUUAUCAGACGAUUUAGCGGACUGGCUCAGCGAACGAGAAGACGCUGGCGGUGUUUCGGUUAACCCAGCGUCGAAGACUUCAAAUCAAAUCAGUGUUGAUUAAUUUCGACAUUUAAAAUGUCCAUAUUACCGUUCACGCCUCCCAUAGUGAAGAGGCUUCUCGGCUGGAAGAAGGGGGAGCAGAACGGCCAAGAGGAGAAAUGGUGCGAAAAGGCUGUCAAAAGUCUGGUGAAGAAGUUGAAAAAGACCGGACAGUUGGACGAGUUGGAAAAGGCUAUCACGACACAAAAUGUCAACACCAAAUGUUUAACCAUACCAAGAUCACUAGACGGUCGACUCCAGGUCUCUCACAAAAAAGGUCUUCCUCACGUGAUCUACUGCCGCCUGUGGCGCUGGCCCGACCUGCAGUCUCACCAUGAGCUGCGGGCCAUUGACCUGUGCGAAUACGCUUUCCACACAAAGAAAGACGAAGUGUGCGUGAACCCUUAUCAUUACCUGAGGGUGGAGACGCCAAUUUUGCCACCUGUUCUAGUUCCACGACAUACAGACAUCCCUGCAGAGUUCCCCCCACUGGAUGACUAUAGCCCCUCCAUCCCUGAAAACACAAACUUCCCUGCUGGGAUUGAACCACGGAGUAACUACAUACCUGAAACCCCCCCACCAGGGUACCUGAGUGAGGAUGGCGAGACGAGCGAUCACCAACUCAACCACAGCAUGGACACAGAUUCUCCCAGCCUGUCACCCAAUCCCACAAACACAAACAAUAAUCUUGACCUACAACCUGUGACAUACUGCGAGUCCGCUUUCUGGUGCUCCAUCUCCUACUAUGAGCUCAACCAGCGUGUAGGAGAGACUUUCCACGCCUCCCAGCCCUCCCUCACGGUCGACGGCUUCACUGACCCCUCCAACUCUGAGCGCUUCUGUCUGGGCCUGUUGUCCAAUGUUAACCGCAAUUCUGCAGUGGAGCUCACACGCAGACAUAUAGGACGGGGUGUUAGGUUGUACUACAUUGGUGGAGAAGUGUUUGCCGAGUGUCUCAGUGACAGUGCCAUCUUUGUCCAGAGUCCCAACUGCAACCAGCGCUACGGAUGGCAUCCUGCUACUGUCUGCAAGAUCCCUCCAGGUUGCAACUUGAAGAUCUUCAAUAACCAGGAGUUUGCCGCUCUUCUUGCCCAGUCGGUGAACCAGGGCUUCGAGGCUGUUUACCAGCUCACCAGGAUGUGCACCAUUCGCAUGAGUUUUGUCAAAGGAUGGGGUGCCGAGUACAGACGUCAGACAGUGACCAGCACACCCUGCUGGAUAGAGCUGCAUCUCAACGGUCCUUUGCAGUGGCUGGACAAGGUUCUCACACAGAUGGGUUCUCCCAGCAUCCACUGCUCCAGUGUGUCUUAGAGGCAGCCACCUCCAUGUUGACGCUUCAAGCCACACGAGACUACUUCAGUUACUCACUCUCUCAGUGCCGAUAUAAGGAAAGAGACAGUAUUCAUCAGAUCAGCCUCCUCCCUUGCUGUAACUUUUAACCUCACACACGUUGCACUUUUGCUUGGCACUGUUUAAGUGAUGGUGCUUUUGUUCUACGUGUUCCACGUGUGGCCACCGGGUAUUAUCUGUACUUUUCAGAUACACAGCCUUUUUUUCAUCACUAAGAUAACAAGUAACCAUGCAUAGCAACAGUCUUGUGUUCAUGUUGUUUUCAGCGGUGAUGCCACCGAGUGAAAUUCCACCAACUAAAGCAUGAUGGGACAUUUUCAUGAAACUUUGUGGAGGAGUAGGACACAUUGAGGCAAUUUAUUUUCACCUAUUACAUUUUUCAUUGAUUUUCUCAGGAACUACAAACAGAAACCUAAAUUAGCCCCCCAAACCCUCCACUAAAUCUUGACAUGACAACACUGUUCCUGCUUGUUUAUUAUGAUUUAAAAACAUUGAUUCUAUGAAUUAACUAAACUUUGAGCUGGUCUUUAUGUCCCAGUGAAAUCCCUUUAAAACAGAAAAUGACCAUGAUCAAUGUGAUAAAAUUAAUGUAUAAAUUGUUUUAAGUACAAGGUACUUCCCCCCCCCCCCCCCCAAAAAAAAAUAUUUCAUCAUAUUAAUGAGAAUUAGAUGAUUAUUUCUUAAUUGGUUGUUUAUCUAUUUUAAACAAGAUCAGCACUAUGAAUUCUUGGAUUUAAAAAAAAAAAAAAAAAAAAAAAAAACCUUGUAUGAAAAACUAUUUUGCUAAGUAAAAAAUACAUUUUAUAAGUUAUUUUUUGCAUAUUGUCCUGCAUGAAAAUAUAUUUUUUAUUAUUGCCUCAGUAUGAUUGUACAUAACUAUUUAUAGUGUGUGAUUUCUUAUAGUUAUGCAUUGAGGGAAAUGUGACUGCACAUGACUGACUGUAUGGCACAGGCAGGUGUAUACUUUCAUGACUGCCUGCUUUAUUGCUGACUUUUCACAGCUCUGGUCAACUUGCCAACACACAGGAUUAGUGCAUAUAACACUGACUAAUUAAACAUGGUUCUGUUAAAGGUUUGCAUAGUUGUUGAGGCAUGUUUGGAUGAAAAACAAAGCUCUUAUUGUAUACUACCAACCAGUGGCCAAUCUGCUUCAUGUGGGUGAAUGAUGCACUUCCAAUUUACUGUUGGUGUACAGCUUCAGUUCCAGUGAUUUGUGUCUCUAAAAGUGUAUGUACAAAGCUACAGUGCAUGUGUAAUUAGCCUGCUGUCCUUGAAUUUGCCAUGUGAAUGAAUACUCAUGCUCUUACAUUACAGAACCUCAUCUAUUAAAUCAGUCACACAUUAUGCAACAGUGCAUUGGGUAGAUGAUAGAGCUUUGUCUGCUCUUGUGGUCUUCAGUGUCUUAUGUACAUGCAUUUUGUUCAGUCUUAAAUGGCCUUUUAUUUGAUGUGAAACGGCUAAUAAAUAAAUGUGAAGUAUUUGCUUCCAGUAGAACA